Messenger RNA from Populus nigra (black poplar), 1947 nucleotides. RefSeq lists its product as uncharacterized. NCBI's taxonomy places the organism in Eukaryota, Viridiplantae, Streptophyta, Magnoliopsida, Malpighiales, Salicaceae. The coding region runs from base 603 to 1727 and encodes 374 amino acids. The record is from RefSeq and is a predicted model, not a curated record. The transcript has 3 exons.
UCAUUGUCUUGAUACAGGUACGGAAAAAUAGCAUUCAAGUGUCCAUAAACAAUGAUUAUGAUGAAAAACAGAGCUAGAUCAUCACUCUAUCGUCCAGGACCUCCAUGUUCGUUUCAGCCAUAUCAAUUCUCUCAAAAGCAGGCGCAGCAGGGUAGGCAAAUGCCCCCAUCCAAUCUGCGCCAUCUGCAAUUCCACUUCACGGGCCAGGAUCGAGUGUCGAUAUGAUAACUUAUGAUCGCCAAUUUAGUUUGAGACAUGAGACCGAAGCAAACAGGUCGAGAAUCUAGCAAGAAGUGGGGUUUUGGUUGGCUAAAUGAGAUGGGGGCAAGUUGAAACUAGUCCAAUAGCAAGGUGCCAUCUGCUCCCCAAAUUUAGCAAAUAUUGAAGAAACCCCUGAAAUCGUGCACCCACGAUUGCUACGCGCAAGGAACACCCCAGACAGGAAAAGGAAAAAGAAAAGGACGCAGUCUUUCAUCACCCCUGAAAUCGUUGAUUGCCCGGCAUUUCAAUCAAGAUUUAGAUUUCAUUUCCUACUCUCUCUAUCCUAUUGGGUUGCUCUCUUGGAUUCAAUCAAAGUGAAAAGGGUUUUUUCCUGGAAUUCUAUGAGGAAGUUGUGUCCUAAUUAUGACAGGGAACAUGCACUUGACACCGUCUUGGAGGUGCCUAUACCUGAAGAGAUGUUCACAAAAAUGGGCAACAGUUCAGCUUCUCGUUGGCAAAACAUGCGCGCAUUGAUGAGAGCUCAGGCUGCUGCUGAUAAAUCAACCCAUCUCCAAUCUAAAUCAGAUAGUGAAUUUAUAGCAUUGCUUAAGCUUGUUGGCUCUCCUCUUGUCCCUUUUCAGGUGAACCCUGACCAGCCUCUCACUCGUCCUCUUAAAGAUUGUAACAUUGAAGCCUCUACCGCGAAAUACAUAGUACAACAAUAUAUAGCAGCAAUUGGAGGAUCGUUGGCACUGAAUUCAGUGAAAAGCAUGUAUGCAGUAGGGCAGGUGAAGAUGACUGCAUCAGAAAUGCACCAAGGUGAUGGCAGUGUGCACCCAGGAGGAAAGUACGAGGUUGGAGGGUUUGUGCUAUGGCAAAAAAACCCUGAUUUAUGGUACCUAGAACUAGUUGUUUCGGGUUACAAGGUCAGUGCAGGCAGUGAUGGCAAGGUUGCUUGGAACCAAUCCUCGUCUCAGGCUUCUCAUGCUAAUAGAGGUCCUCCAAGACCCUUGCGGCGGUUCUUCCAGGGAUUGGAUCCAAGGUGCACUGCCAACUUGUUCUUAGAAGCAGUAGGCGUUGCAGAGAAGGCAGUGAACAAUGAAGACUGCUUUGUACUCAAGCUCGAGACCGAUUCAAACACCCUUAAAGCUCAAAGUUCAUCCAAUACAGAAAUCGUACACCAUACAAUAUGGGGCUACUUCAGCCAAAGAACAGGACUGCUUGUCAAAUUCGAGGACACGAAACUAGUGAAGAUGAAACCGAUUAAAGGAAAUGAUAAUGUGUUUUGGGAGACAAGUAUAGAGUCAGUGAUCGGAGAUUACAGAUACAUUGAAGGCAUCAAUAUAGCACAUAGUGGAAAGACCAUCGCAACACUUUACAGAUAUGGAGCAUCACAUAAUCAUAAGAGGAAAAUAGAGGAAACAUGGAUGAUUGAAGAAGUUGAUUUUAACAUAUGUGGGUUGUCGAUGGAUUGCUUUUUACCUCCUGCUGAUCUUAAGAGAGAACAAGAAGGUGGAGAGCUGUGACCAUACAAUUUAUUCGAGUUACGGGAACAAAAAUGUGACUCAAAGGAAAUUCCCUGUAUAUAUAGGUGAGUUGGAAGCUGAGAAGUUUUCUUAUAAAGGGUAUGAGUGUAGGAAGUGAGAAAUAUUUUAUUCUUUAAAUAUACAGAACCAUUCAUUGAAAAAAGAAGACGACCCAACAAAUUAAUCUCCGAAAUAUCUUUUUCAUUCCAUCAAAUUAAAG